AUGUGGAGUGUUGUCACUGAAGGACCCAUCAAGAUCGACAAAGAAAAAUCUGAAUGGAAAAGUGAAGAUAAGAGGAAGAACAACCUUGACAACUUGGUCAUGGACAUAUUGUAUAGAUCCCUUGACGACAGCAUGUUCAACUACAUCAUAUCUUCCGAGUCUAUCAAUGAAAUUUGGGACAGACUCACUCAACUCUAUGAAGACAAUGCGCAAACCAAAGAGAACAAGAUCACGAUUUCCACAAAGCAGUUUGACAACUUUAAGAUGUGUAUAGGAGAGACGAUGAAUGAAUUUUAUUCAAGAUUCAGUCAGAUUGUCACCACCCUAUCCAUUUUGGGCAAGACCUACAACAACAGAGAGAUUUCUAUAAAGAUUAUGCAUGCAUUACCAAGGGAGUGGGACAUCAAGUCCAUGGCUUAUGAGUUCGAGUUGAACUCUAGGAUUGAAGAGGAGCACCCCUCAGCCAUCAUCAUAACCAAAGAUUUGGUUACUGCCGAUGAGCAACUAGUUGCCACUGAAGUGAAGACAACUUCCCAACAGCUUCGCAACGAUGCAAUGGCUCUCAUCGUGAAAAAGUUUGGCAAAUUUAUAAAGAAGAGCAAUUCUAACUCAAACAACUCAAAUAUUAAUGAUGAUAAGAAAUCUAAUGAUGGAAAAUUUAAAGUGAAGUGCUUUAACAGUGGUAUUUUAGGUUAUUACAAAGCGGAAUGCAGAAAGUCAAAGUGUGAUGAAAAGAAAAAGGACGAAGAGAAAGAGCUGAAGGCUCCGGCUGACGGGAAGGCCAAAUGGAACUACAGCGACUCUGACUCAUCGUCCAAUGAUAAUUAUGAUGACGAGGUUGCUUGUUUCAUAGUAAGAGAAGAAGAAGAAGAAUCUAUGGAAUCGGAGGUAUUUGAUUUCUCUUCUAAAGAAUUCUCACGGAAGGAACUGGUAGCUGCACUCAAUGACAUGGUCAUAGAGUAUAAAAAGAUAUCAGAAUCCUAUAAUGAAAUAAAAUCCACCUUUGAAAUGUCUCAACCGAUUUUAUCACAAACUCUAGAACAAAAAGUUUUUGAAAAUAACAAUGAAGAGGUCUCAUCUAAGAAUGAGAUGCUGAAAGAAAAAGAUUCAAACUCUCUCUUCUAA
This is a messenger RNA of Impatiens glandulifera, 1125 nucleotides long. RefSeq lists its product as uncharacterized. The coding region runs from base 1 to 1125 and encodes 374 amino acids. Lineage: Eukaryota; Viridiplantae; Streptophyta; Magnoliopsida; Ericales; Balsaminaceae. The transcript is spliced from 2 exons. The record is from RefSeq and is a predicted model, not a curated record.